Molecule: messenger RNA, 1704 nt
Organism: Brienomyrus brachyistius
Lineage: Eukaryota; Metazoa; Chordata; Actinopteri; Osteoglossiformes; Mormyridae
Gene: tmem264
Product: transmembrane protein 264
Exons: 3
Coding region: 420-1370 (316 amino acids)
Source: RefSeq, a predicted model, not a curated record
AGCGAUGAUCGUCACGGGAGGCUGUUCUUCAUCCAGGAUGAGCUGUAGGGACAGCAGAGAGGCUCUCGGGCAGUUUCAAGCUCGACUAGGAGCCUCCACUGUCAUCUACAAUUGAACCCAGACCCAGACCCCAACCCACACUCCAACACAGACAGGGAAAAGGACCAUCUUCCGUCAAAGCGUCUCUAUGGAUUACAAGCACGGAUUUCUGUUUCAGGACACGGUCUCAUGGAAUAGAGCACCCCACAAAUCAUAAUGAUUAAUUAAUAAAGAAAGGAAAUGAAGAGGAGAACGGCACAUGCUGUAGGUUACAACGGCCAGUCGCUGGAACAGGUCCAGGGAGGACCGCCCAUCUAACCCUCCAGGCUCUGAUCGCCCAAGGACCACCCGCCUGAUCAACGUCAAGCCCCCACGCCAAUAUGGUGCCGCCCCCACCCUCUAAUAAGCCUCACGUGUGCCUGUCCACUAUCCUUAUCAUGGGCAGCAUGGCACUGAUGGAUGCCUACCUGGUGGAGCAGAACCAAGGACCACGCAAGAUCGGCGUAUGCAUCAUGGUGACAGUAGGCGACAUCUGCUUCCUCAUCGUCCUACGCUAUGUGGCGGUGUGGGUGGGUGCCGAGGUUCGCACAGCCAAGCGUGGCUAUGCCAUGAUCCUCUGGUUCCUCUAUAUCUUUGUGCUGGAGAUCAAGGUCUACUUCAUCUACCAGAACUAUAAGGCUGAUCGCAAAAGCCUGGACACCAUCGCCCGCAAGGCCCUCACACUCCUGCUGUCCGUCUCGGUGCCAGUACUCUACAUCAUCCUGGUGGGAAUCGACCACAUGGAAUAUGUCCGUGCCUUCAAGAAGAAGGAGGAGAUCCGCAACCGGCUAUUCUGGGUGGUGGUGGACCUCCUGGACAUUCUGGAUAUACAGGCUAACCUUUGGGAGCCACAGAAGAAAGGACUCCCACUGUGGACUGAGGGACUGAUGUUCUUCUACUGCUACAUCCUGCUGUUGAUCCUGCCCUGCGUGUCCCUGAGUGAGAUUAGCAUGCAGGGCAUCAAUAUCGUUCCCCACAAGAUGAUGUUGUACCCCAUCCUCAGCCUGGUCACCAUCAACAUCAUCACCCUCUUAAUAAGAGGUGGCAACUUGAUCUUCUACAAGGACAUGAGGGUCUCUGGAAUUCUGAUGGGGAAGAACCUUAUAGCUAUUGUCUUAAAGACUUGUAGUUUCGUGCAAUACAAGUCCCAUAUGCAAAACGUGCCACAUGCUCUUGGCGUAGAACUCCAAAAGACCACCACUCCCCACUCGCAGCCAAUGCCGGCCCCUCCGCAGGUGGUUAUUCAAGACCUGACAUCCCUGCCCGAGGUGACUGUGUGCGAUCACACAUGACACAUAAUACAUAGUGACAGACAGAAUGGCCGAUCUUCACAGAUCAAGGCUAUUCACACAAGGUGAAGAAGACUAUGUAUCUUUUUUUUAAGAAAAUCAAACAGGUAUAAAAAAUGUCUAUUUUUAUAUAAUGUGUAAAUUUAACUAACAAUACAUGUGGUUCAUGACUUUAGGCACAAAAAAAGAAUGAGGUUAAAUGUAGUGAGUUAGCUUUUCCUGAUUGUUUUGUGUCAUUAAAAUUCAGGGUAAUUAUUAUUACAGAUGAAAGAGUUCAGUUCAUUAAAAUGCAGUGAUUUAAUUGUUUCUAAAUGGCAUGCUGUAUUUUAUAUGUAAU